Messenger RNA from Micropterus salmoides (largemouth bass), 2297 nucleotides. Its product is annotated as serine/threonine-protein phosphatase 4 regulatory subunit 2-A-like. Gene Ontology annotation, biological process: protein dephosphorylation. Bases 159 to 1379 code for a protein of 406 amino acids. The record is from RefSeq and is a predicted model, not a curated record. NCBI's taxonomy places the organism in Eukaryota, Metazoa, Chordata, Actinopteri, Centrarchiformes, Centrarchidae. Gene Ontology annotation, molecular function: protein phosphatase regulator activity. The transcript has 9 exons. Gene Ontology annotation, cellular component: nucleus; protein phosphatase 4 complex; cytoplasm.
AAUGCUUUGUUGAUCUCAGGUUAAACUGGAACGCGUCUUCCGCAAAUGUGAAUACGCAAUUUUAGACAUGCGCAGUCUUCACUGCUACUAGCAUUGUUGGGUUGCUACCCUGCUACUGCUAACUAGCAAGUAUUUCCUGCCUGUGACUGGACACAGCAAUGGACAUCGACGCCCUAUUGGAAGCGUUUCAAGAUUUUGAGAAGAAAGGCAAGAAAGAGACCUGUCCUGUACUAGAGCAAUUCCUGUGUCAUGUUGCCAAGACAGGGCAGCCAAUGAUCCUGUGGCCACAGUUCAAAACAUACUUCAUGUUUAAAUUGGAAAAAGUCAUGGAUGAUUUUCAGGCUUCAACACCAGAACAGAGAGGACCACAUAAUCCCAAUGUAGAGUAUGUUCCCUUCGAAGAGAUGAAGAAGAGGAUCUUAAAAAUAGUGGAUGGUUACAAUGGAAUCCCAUUCACCAUCCAGCGUCUAUGCGAACUCCUUACAGACCCCAAGCGCAACUAUACAGGAACAGAGAAGUUUCUCGUGGGUUUAGAGAAGAAUGUAAUGGUGGUCAGCUGUGUGUACCCCACAUCAGAGAAAAAUGGGGCAUCCAGUGUAAACAGAAUGAAUGGAGUGAUGUUUCCUGGUAACUCUUCUCUAUAUUCAGACAGUCAAAACAUAAAUGGACCAAGCACACCAAAAUCGCUCAACAGACCAAAGCUGUCAAGCUGUCAUUCGCUUUCGACCAAUGGGCUCCCUGACUGUACAGUCAGUAAAGAGCCAGAGGCAACCACAGAGGAGGUGGAGGAGCACCAUAUCAGUGAUGCCUCGUCCUCAGAAGGUGAAAUUUCCCCAAACAGCGGGAUAAAGAAUAAACACCCCGAGGAAGAGGAGGAGGAUUCUGAUGCAGAUAAGCAUGAGGUCAAGAGGCUGAAGUUUGACAAAAAAGAAGAAGGUGAAACAGAAAGUGAAGAAAAGAAGUCAUCUUGUUGUAAAGUGUCAGAGAGCUUUCCAGAGACUUCAAAAGACUUGUGUGGUCAAGAGUACAAAAGUGGAACAUCUAGUGACACACCUACAAUUUCAGAGGAUCAUGAGCCCAGCAGCACACAGUCAGAACCUUCUGAAAGGGAAGAAGACUCAUCUGAGAGGAAGGAUGUCCACAGUCUGGAGAAUGACAGCCCUGUGGAUCAGCCUGAGCAGGCUGCUCCAUCAGAGAAGAGUACAAGCUCUGAACAGGAUAAGGGGGAAAGUAGUAGCAGCAGCAGCAGUGAUGGAGAAGGCCCACCCAUCGACAAGCAGGUCCCCUCAGCCAGUAAUUCACCAGACUUGUCAACAGAGGUUGACGCUAACAAUACAAACAGUGCAAAGACCGCGAUAGAGCCAGGGGAACAUGACUAACUUGAAGCCUAGCCUGCCAACUGACUUUUUUUUACACUGUAUGAUACCACACCAAGGGUAUGUCUGUAGCACUGUGGACCUCUAAACUUCAGGACCAGGAGCGAUGUGGACCUCGAGAUUCAUCACAGAAGGAUCUUUUUGUCCGCUUCAGUUACAACUACUCAAGGCCACACAUCACCUGGUCUUUAAACUGGAAGGACAUGAUUUAAAGAAGAUAAUAGGGACUGCUUUUUCACUGUUGACUAAAAGUUUUUCUAAUCUUUUGUUCCUGAUUUUUAUAUCUGAGUGUUAUAAUUUAACCUUGAAUAACUGAUGUAUUCAAUAUUUUCAUUGUUCUAGUAAUAUUUCCAAAAAGAUACAUUUGACAGUUUGAGUUGUGUUUUGGCCUAAGCAUAGUUGUUUUGACUAUCUUUCUUAUGAAUGGGUGUGUCUCCAGUUGAAUGAGGACAUGUGCCACUAAGAAUGUGAAGCAACACUUCAAACAUGUUAGUUUGCUUGUUCUAUGAAGCACAGACCAUAAAAUGUAUUUCUGAUUAACAUUAUUUUGCACUUCUUUGCAUUGACCCCCUGAAGGAUGUGGAAAACGUCAUAGUUUUGCUUUGUCACUGUAUGAAGCCAAUAUCAACACACAAUGUUGCCAGUAGUAACCAGUUUGGUUUGGUAGUAUAGUGGGUUGGCUUAAGGGAAGUCAUAUCUGCAUCAAAAUCUGUCAGCAGAACACAACGUACUUUUACACUUUCUGUAAGUCAUACUUUAGUUUUCCAAGUGUCCCUUUUGAUAGCUUUGAUUUUUACAUUUUUGUAGACUUGUUAUACAUGGCCAUUGCCUUUGUAGAACUAAUAAUGGCUGGAAAUUGAAUGCUUGAGCUUGUGUCAUAGUAUUCAUGGAAAGCAAUAAAAGCUCAAAAUUUGAAGUGUA